AUGACCGAAGUUGCCAGCUCUGUUUUUUCUAUCCCCGCCGAUAACAGCCCUAAUGCCAUGCCUAAACCUGAAGACAACACCAACAAUCAGGAGAUGAUGUUUGUCUCUGGAGAGACUGCUGAACCGUCCACUGAAACCACUACUUUGAUUGAAGACAUCACUCGCCAGCAGGUCCUUGAAAUUCUUUCUCGCAGCACCGCUUUGGCAACUCGCCGCGGAGUGCGCUCCAUUUCUACUGAUGACCUUAUCUUCUUGAUCCGCCACGACAAGGCCAAGGUCUCUCGCCUCCGAACUUUCCUUUCCUGGAAAGAUGUCCGCAAGAACGUCAAGGACUCUGACGACAAGGGUGGUGGUGACGCCGCCGAUUUCGCCGCCGCCGACGAUGCGGCUGGGGUUGUUGCUGGCCCUCAGGACGUGGCCUCCAAGCCCAAGAACAAGAAAGCACGUGUCGGACUUGCCUGGGACGUCAACAGCUUCUACUCGGUCCAGAUCCCCGAGCGCGAAGACGAGGAAGACGAAGAAGAGGAAGAGCAGAACUACGCCACCCUCCAGCGUCUGGCCGCCGCCGACGAGCGCACGCGCCACAUGACUAAGGAAGAGUACGUCUUCUGGUCCGAAUGUCGCCAGGCAUCCUUCACCUACCGCAAGAGCAAGCGGUUCCGCGAGUGGGCUGGAUUCGGAGUGGUGACCGAGUCCAAGCCUAACGACGACAUAGUCGACAUCCUCGGCUUCCUCACCUUCGAGAUUGUCCAGACCCUGACCGAGCAGGCUCUGCGCGUGAAGGAGCGCGAGGACAACGAGAAGAACCGCCGCGGGGGCGCCGACGCCGGCGAAAACUUGAAGAAGCGUAAGCGCGAGACCGGCCUGUUCGACCCCCCCGAGGAGGGACGCACCCCCAUUGAGCCCCGCCAUGUGCGGGAGGCCUACCGUAAGCUGCAGGCUACGCCUCGGUCGCAGACUGCCAUGCUGUUGCACAACGGCAGACUCCCUGCCCGUAUGCCUCUCGUCCUCAUCUGA
Molecule: messenger RNA, 1017 nt
Organism: Penicillium arizonense
Lineage: Eukaryota; Fungi; Ascomycota; Eurotiomycetes; Eurotiales; Aspergillaceae
Product: transcriptional regulator SPT3
Exons: 4
Coding region: 1-1017 (338 amino acids)
Biological process (GO): transcription by RNA polymerase II
Cellular component (GO): SAGA complex
Molecular function (GO): protein heterodimerization activity; transcription coregulator activity
Source: RefSeq, a predicted model, not a curated record